Molecule: messenger RNA, 6224 nt
Organism: Porites lobata
Lineage: Eukaryota; Metazoa; Cnidaria; Anthozoa; Scleractinia; Poritidae
Source: the annotation of a GenBank genome assembly
AUGGGUCAACCAUUCUGUAGAACAGUCGACGUGCUAAAAUGCAAAAAGUCGGCCGUGACUGUGCUUUAUGUUUAUGGGUUGAUGUUGGCAUUUUAUCUUUCGUUUAUUUCAGUAGUCAUGAGUGAAGCAAUAUUAGGUGUUACACAGUCAGUUAUUCUCGCUUAUGACGUUGCCACAGCCAUAGUUUUUAUAAACUCGUCGUUAAAUCCUUUCAUUUAUUGCUGGAGAAUGGCACAAAUACGAUUUGCUGUCAAAAAUAUUCUUAAAAACUUUAUCUGAAUUUAAAAAUGAUGCAACUUAACACACUGUAAAAGGGGAAACAACUCAGUUUUGAGCUCAUUCACAUCUUUGUAUAAAUAGUCUCGUCGUAAUCUGGAACUGUCGCCUUAGUUCAAUUUGAAAAGGUAUGUUGUCUAGCAUAAGAAAAGUCAAGUUUAUAUAAAAAUGACUCGCGCGACGGGGGAAGGCGCCCUCCCCCUCGCUCGUGUCUGGCGCUACUUGCUCGAUUCGUGCUUGCCUUCGCUCGCCUGAAAAGCGCGAAAAAUAACGGCUGUUGUGCGGGCUAAAAUGGAUAUAUAUAGUUACCAAUUUAUGUAUAAAUGCAGAAGCUGUAUGCUUAUGAUAAAAGUUACAAGUAGUAUAAGUAUAUAGUGAAUAUAACAAAGAGAGAUUACUACACUUUUAUGAAGCACAAAGCCCCGCGGCGUCUAAUAAAAACUUAAAAGCGUAGAGGGGCCGUUUAUCAGAUAUAAGACGUUUAUUUGAGACAGGGCGCUUAUUAGGUCAUUUCUGGUAAACAAAAAAGUUUGCUCUUUGAUUUUCAAAAUUUCCUUAAACGCACGCGUAACAGAAAAACAAAUGCUCCCAUUGGUUGGUUGAGAUGCUACAAUCCGUCAUUUCCUCAUCUCCCAUGAUACACCUUGUUUCCCCCACCCCACCCCCCUAAAAAUAAUUUAAAAAAAUAAAAAAUGGCUUUACUUUCUCCUGGGUAUUACAGUGGUCCCAACAGAAAUUGAGGACAAUGCUUAUGCAAACAUCUUGGGGAAAACAAGGUGUAUUAUGGAAGAUGUGCAAAUGGCGAAUCGCAGUUUGAAAGAAAAUGAUUCUUGUGAGAGUGGCUCCAUAAGGGUCUUCAGGGUCAACACCUCCCACGUUUGAGCAUAAACUUCGUCGUCAUUAAUAAAGAUUAGGAAAAAUUACCAACUCAGCUGUAUUAGGUAAAGGUGGGAAUUUGUCAUGAUCAGGUUUAUAAUGACACCAGAGUUGUCUUAUCUACGAAAUGACGCCAUUACCUAUUUUACUUGUAGCCGUAUUUCUCGGUACUGGGACCUGUUCUUCCAAAAUCGUUCACGGAAGCUUUUUUCUCCAAUAUCCGCCUCGACUCUCUUGAAGUUCAAGUGAAAUCUAUGUGAGCGUUAUCGAGAUAUUUUGGAAUGAAGUUUUUAUGGUUUGAAAUGUGGUAAAAAGUGGACAAUCUUGACGUUCGACCGUUAUGGAGCCCGGUCUUUAUCUGUGGAAACGAAGCGCAAUUGCAACUCAUAGUUGUUUCAAUCUUUUUUUAAAAAAAGAAAGCGUGAAAGAUCACGGAGAUAGCUUUAGCCGAUUGCUAGUUAGAAAAAAGGAUUUGAUUAGUAUCUAUUGAGGAGCUCUUGUUAGCGGUUUUGCAAAUAUUUUGGUCUACUUUAACAAAAAAAUAAUAAACAAAUAACGUUGAAACCGCUAGGUGCUUUCUUUUUUCACAAAUUAAUUUGAGAUUCUCGAGAUUAACGGUCUUUUUAUAUGGCCUUUGAGUUUCAAGAUUAUUGAUAUUUCGCGUGAGGAAACAAUGCAUUUGAAAUAUGGAAAAAUGUUCGCUAUUGUUGUUGGCGAAAAACGCGGCCACAUCGGACGAGUUUUCUUUGUUUUUUUUUUUUAAGUCUUAGGUGCUCUGUGCACCAGUCUGUAAGACCAAUGAUCGCUUUGCGAGUUAUGAGAGUGUGAUUAUGGAGGCCCGUUCUUUUCAAAAUCGUUUUUAAUAAAAUUGCCUCAGAAGUCACUUUUUUGGCAAUGCAUCUCUCCCUUCGUGUAUUUUUGUCAUCACUACACCAUGAUUUUUUCAGCGUGUUGUUAUAAUUAAUUAUUACAAUAUUUCGCCAUUUACUAUUAAAUCAUUAGCUUACCUUGAAUAAUUCCCUUGGACGUCAUUAGGCUGCUUUUUGUUAUUUCAAUCCGCCCACAACAAAUCGACCCUAUUUGAUGGGCACAUACAAUAAUUAUUUCACCUCCGUGCAUCAUUCAAGAAAAAUAGGACUCUAGCUGUGUCUUUAAGUAUCGCUGCAUCUGAAAUAAAUUCUAUCAUUACUUGGCUCCCUAUGGUACGGUUAAAACAUUAUAUAUUCUGAAAUUGUUUAAUAAAAUAUACCAAGUAAAACAGAAAUGCAAGUUAGUACAAGAAAAGAACUCCGCUCACUACAACUUGGCUUGGGUUUGAGUGCUUUCCUCCUUCUAGGGUACCACUAUUAUUUGCGCGCCAGAAUAAUUUCUUUCAGCUUUUGAUUACUUUAUUUUGCAUGAAUCCCAUCGGCAUAAUUAGACCCUUUCCUUUAACUAUCGUACCACUUGACACCGACCAGUCUAAUCUUAGCUAUUUUGUUGCUGUUAUAUUAUGGGCUCAAACACUUUCAUUAAAAGCGGCUGCUUCGUUUUCUGAGCCUCUUGUUUGCGUUGUAUUGUUUCUUAUAUUUUAUCAUGUCUCUAGUGCUCAGGUUGUAACGAUUUGAAUCUUUUCAUGAUACAGAUAAAAGCAAUGACUGUAUACAAUACUUAGUCAACGCGCGACGCCUCCUGAAUGUGUGCCACGGAAUAGCCAAAUAAAGCUUGGUUUCUGUUACCUUCGGUGCUAGAGGUAAUGUAAGUAUUGUAUUUGGCGAUUGAAAAACCCACAAAGCUGAGAAGCUGCCCCACUUUAAAAUUACCGUUCCCCGCUUUUCAGUAAUGCUCGUCUUCAGCUAGUUUCGCCGCCCGGGAGGUUCAACAAAAAUAGGCUAAAUAAAUGAAAGUUUGGGUGGAAUCGCCCCAUUUAAUGGUUUUGGAUUCAAGAUUAUUCACGGUGGAUUCCGGAUUCCAUGUACUGGAUUCCAGGCUUUUUCAGUGGAACUUGGAUUCUGGAUUCCAAAACGGCAUUCCUUGAGCUGUAUUAGGACUGAUAGUACGGUUUAACGUGUUUCGAUGUAGUUUUUCAGAGGCCAUAGCGAUAUUCUUCAAUCGCUUUAAAAGUGAUUUUAUCCUUGUCUGAUCGCUAUAAAAUUUUUACCAAUGAUUGACUAUAGAUUGAAAUGUGUCAAAAUGUAGGUUUUAGUGAAAUCGAUAUGACUAUGACAACAAUAAACAAAAAACUUUGAAAUUGAAAAACACUUAAUUUUGCGCGAUCUAGACCUCCGUAAGAAGUAAAAAAUUCUGUAUGUUUGAAUUCGAUUAAAACGAAAAUAUAUUUCAAACCUUAAAUUUUCAAAAGUCGUGAUAGAUUAUUUAAUAAAAACGUUAUAAAUCACUCAAAUUACUUUAAGUAGCGUCAGAAUGCUGCUUAAUAUCUUAUUUCGAUGCCAGGAAAUUUUGCGAUCUUAAAAACUAACCUGUUCAGUCUCACCACCUGUCCAAGUGCAACUUCAUUCAAAAUUUGGACUUUUAACGCUUUUUUGUAUAUCUCUGAAACGGCUCGAGCGAAUUUUUUUAAAAUCUCUUCAUACAAUCUUCAUAAUGUAUUUAAUAAUGUCUAAAACUUUCAUUAAGAUUGAUUCACUGCAACGCCUUGAAAUGUCAAGACAAACCUAUCUUACGAACCGGUCAAAAAUCCGUGCUACAACAUUCACUGUGAUGACGUUAUGCUAAUUUUUCCAAAUUAAUGCGGAAAAUACAUAUAUCCAUGACUAGCACAUUUCAGAGUGAGUAUUGUCAAUGUUUUACAUUCAAAAGAUGCGAUAAAUUCAAACUAAAAUGUACUAAUCAUGGAGGUAUACGUAUAGUGCGCAUUAUUUUGAAAAAAAAAAUUAGCGGAUUCCUUGAGCAUAAUUCUAGAUUCCAAAGCUUAGGAUUCCGGAUUGCACAAGCAAAACUCUCCUGGGGCGAGCCUUCGAAUACAGCCGUUUCUCGUCGUCCAUGGCCGCUAUGGACGUUCCGCGGGAUCAAGGGACGAGGAGCGAGGAGAGACGAUUGUACUUAGUAUGAGUGCCGGUAUGUUAAACGGAUGGCCGUGAGUUAAAACCCUAUCUUGAAGACCUUGGUUGCUGGUCCGGCCACCGGUGCUAGCUGUAAUUAAAACCUUAUCUCAGUUCAGAUGAUUGCGUCAUUUGGGGCUGCCGAUUCAGUUCCGUUGAGCUGGAAGGGGCCCCGGUGUCAGUGUCUGUUGAUUUGACUUUGUGCCGUAUAGGUGUGAUCAAAUAUCGACUAAUGCGGCUGACCAGCAUCUCUUGUUCCUCCGCAGUUUAGCCGCCGGCUGCAACAGCACCUGUUUAAUAUUAUAUUUUUAUCAAAAAGUCCACACAACAGUUAUACGGCUUCUAGUGAUCAAGGAAACUUUUUAAUUUCGCUUCAAAUUUCAAUUCUUGAAGAGAAGGGUGCGGCUCAACUCCCUUUACGUAGUGGUAUUUCCUUAAAAUACCACAAACACCAAAACGUGAUCACUUUUGGUGAUAGGCUAUUCUACUGAUAGAUCAUAAAAGGCUCAAUUGACCUUUUUAUUAUCGAUCUAUAUACUCGUUUUUACUGUCUUAAGCAGAUAUUGGUUUUAAGAAAGGCGUAGUUUCCGCCUGGGGCAGUAAUUUCACUUCUCUAAAGUUUUUCUGAGCUCUUUUCAGAUAUUUGCUUGUUAAAGAAUAAAAAUAAUCAAAUUAAUUAAUAAAUAGAUAAAAUAUAAACCUUCCUUUGAAUUUUUAAGAUAAAAGAGGAAGCAUUGAAAAGAGGCACCUUGCGCAGUUACCUAAGUUACAGUAGCUUAAAGUAACUGAUCACAACUCUUUCGGCAUCGUCUCGUCUCGAUAGGAGUAACAGCAAAAACGUUAGGAAUUUAUAUCGCCACAAACUUCCUCUACGCUUGGGCUGACCCAUUAAACGCUCGGGGAGGGGGGGGGGGGGGGGGGGGUAUUCCCGGGAAUUCCUGAUCCUGAUCCUAUUUCAGAUUUCUAUUUCAGACACUAUUUGUCAUUGCGCACUUUGCAACAAAAUAGUCGCACUUGGAAAUAAAAUCAUUGCACUUUGUAAUAAUCACCGCCUUUUGUAAUACCUGCCGUACUUUUUUAAAAUAAUCGUCGCAAUUUGUAAUAAAAUUGUCGCAAUUUGUAAUACGUGUCCUUGGUUCAAAAAAAUUGGUGGCAUGAUCAAUAAAUGACAAUUUGGUGGUUCAAAACUAGCCAAAAGUGCAAAUUAUGCUUAUGAUGACGGUUAUGCCUAAAUUAUACUGGUAGCUGCAGAAUCUAUCAAAUCCUAGCGACAGAACAGCUAUUUUCAUAUCUAAACAGUAUCGAACCGGCAAGCUACAGAUGAAACCAAAAUCGAAAUAAUCCUCAGUACAGUUUUCAGUGCGGCACAACUAGCUACUGUUAAUUUUCCACAGUACCCAAAAGGAGAGCUCAACUCUGGACAAGGCUUCGUCAAUUGCAUCUUUCAGAUCAAUGGCAACAAAAGUAGUAAACUUGAGCGAAACAAACCUGACGUGUUUUUUCUUGAACGUUUUUCGGCAACAUUCAAGUCAGAGCAUCACUGUCAGUGUUGUAUCGUGCGUUGUUACCUCUUUGUUUGCUUACACGGCAGUUAUGGCUAAUGGCGCGACAAUGCUUGUCAUUUGGAAAACAAGAGAACUUCAUUCGCCAUCAUUGACACUGAUGUUUUGCCUGGCUUUUUCUGAUUUUGUUGUUGGAUUGCUUGGCCAGCCGUUAUUCGUCGCUUUUAAAUCAGCGGAACUACUUGGCAAGUUCGACGCGUACUGUAAGUUGAGACUUUCGCAGUUUUUUAUUGGGUGGAUCACGGGAAGUUUAUCUUUUGUAAUUGUAAGCGGAGUUUCCUUCGAUAGACUCCUUUCUUUGAAACUCCACUUGCGAUACACGGCUACCAUCACAGUUCCAAGGGUGCUAACACUGGUAGCAUCAGUAUUGGUAUGUUUGUCGGCUAUUUUGACAGUUUUAAAGCUGUGGUUGAAGGACAACUGGAUUAUCAUACCCGCCGCAAUAUUUUCAGUGACGUCGCUAGUAUAG